AUGCCUUCCGUGCCCCGACCACAGCGGGUGCUGCUGCUCGCAACUGGGUUGGCCCUCGCACAAGUUUGCGUCUCACACGCGUGGUACAACAACUUUGAUGCAUCGCUCGACAUGUCUUGCUCGAGUGGUGGGAUGUCGCGCAUCCAAUCAUACCACUCAAACCACAACGAAGAUCGGCGUUGGACACGCUCUUGCGUGACAUACGGCAUUUCAAGCUACGGAUCCACUACGUUCUCCUCCAACUAUGUCAACAACUUUGAUGCGGACGUCAACUUCGAGUGUGACACCAACUACUAUCUGUAUCGAAUGGCCAGCUACCACAGCAACCACAACGAGGACCGACGCUGGAAGUUUGGAUGCCGCCGAAUCAGCGGAGCAACGCUGACGUCUUGCUCGUUGUCGACAAGCUACGACAACAACUAUGACGAUGCCGUCGACAUUCAAGUCAGCUCGCGCAGAGCCAUCACAGGCCUGUCCUCCGUUCACAGCAACCACAACGAGGACCGGCGGUGGCGUGUCAGGACCUGCGAGAUUGACUGUACGGAGAGCAGUGGCUAUGUCAACGACGGCACCUACGGUUGUCGACGUGUGACCUGCGGCUCUCUGACACUUGCGCACGGCCAACUGGAAGGCGACUGCGGUGGCACCUUUGGAAAUCAGUGCAGCUUCAAGUCGUGUGAUGAAGGUUAUCAGGUGUCUGCAUCGGGCACUAAGGACGCGCGCGAGUGUCGCGUUGUCAACGGCCAGGGCGUCUGGAGUGGAUCCGCGCCAACCUGUGAAGAUGUGAAUGAAUGCUCCAGUGGACAGCAUGACUGCGUUGCUCCUGCAGUUUGUGUCAACGACGCCGGUGGCUAUCGCUGCAACUGCCCUUACGGCCCUCUCACCUCAAAUGGCCGAGGGUGCGACUUGCAAGGACCUCGCGCGACGUUUGAUAUUGGAACGCACUCAAUCGCCAUGAGCAUUCAAAACGCAGAUGACUUCCCGGAAUACGAGAUUACCGUGGCGGAGUGGGCCUUGGAUCUCUCGCAGACCACCACCCUCCCAGACUACCCCGUUGUUGAAGAGCGUGUUCUUUCCAGCUUCACAGCCACAGGACUUCAGCCCGGUCGACGCUUUGAGGUCAUCAUCACGCCAGUGGACGACAAUGGCGUGCGGACGACCGAUCUUCAGAUGGUUGCGGGCACGAGCGAGGGCAGCAUCCAGACAUCCUGCGGAUGUCGCGCGAGCGAGCCCUCGGGGCCGCCCUCUGACUUUGAACUCCGCCAGCACCGCGGACUUGUCUUCUUCUCGUGGACAGACCAGAGCUACUGCGAGUCCGGCUUCAACUUCUUCCGUGAUGGCGUCAGCAUGGCCUCCUCGUACGAUAUUACCUCUGCGGAAGAGUGUGGUGCGCGCCACGACCCCCAAUUGAUCUACGACAACCUCGCACUCACCAAAGACGACAUUUACAAGCCCCUUGAUGAUGGCACAAACUACAAGCUGCCAGAAGGCAUUUUUCCGCUGCGCGUUCACACCGCAAAGAGCGGGAGCGAUGAGCGGUUUGCGUAUCCCUCCGAACUUGCAGUUGGAGAGCACUUUACGUCGACGUCGACGUCUUCAUCGUCGUCGACCUCGUCGUCCACGUCCACAUCUACGUCGUCCUCCGUGACAACAACAACCUCAACCACCACCACGCCCACGCAGAUGCCCAGUACUGUGCACGAGCAUGAACUUGACGACGACUUUACGACCACAACCACGACGCCAAUUGUCACAACCACAACCACGGUGGCGGAGGUGGAGAACGCCAUCGCAGCUAACGCACCUGGUGUAACAGUGCGCGAGGAGCGCGUGUACCCGACCGGCACCCAGACGGCCGUUGCAGGCAAGCAGGAGUGCCUUGACCUCUGCGAGGAGCGCUCGGAUUGGUGCAUUGCCUUUGUCGUACAAAAGGCAAACAACGGGCAGUUGUGGUGCCACCAGCUGCGCGUGCUGCGCACCACGCACCUCGCGGAUGACGACAUGUGGGCAGACUCGUACGAAAUGGUUCAAGUGGAAAACAGCGGCGUCGCAGGCUCAUACCUGCUUGCCACGGGUACGGAUGCGUGUGAGGCCCUUUGUUCCGCAUCGUCCACCUGUGCAAUGGUCCUGGCCGGCAGCGGUUUCUGUGCCCUGUCCGAGGGCAUGGAGACUACCGCGACCCGCCCAACCACGUACCACAACAGCCUCGUCAUCACAUCCCAGAAGAAGCGCUACGUGGGCUCCGCACCCGGCAGCUACAGCAAGUAUUGUGUCAGUGCCACGAAUGCCGUUGACUACGAGACCAGCGGAUACAGCUCAGCCCCCACGUGCACCGACCUGCAAAUCGCGUGGGAGACGGUGGUGCGUGGCCAGAUCACAAUUGACUCGGACGAGAUCCACCUCCCGGUCAAAGGCGUGCGCGUGGACGCGGCCAUUGGCGACGUGUUCUCCACCACGCACUUCACAGAUGAGGAUGGCUUCUUUGAGAUCCACGUCUAUUCCACGGAGCUGUUCAAGCUGCGCGAGACCAUGACGCUCAGCUUCUCCAAGACGUCUGGCGACAUUGCACACACGUUUUCCUGCGGUGGCAUCGCCUGCACAGAGCAGCACAUCAUCGUGGAGCACCUUCGGUUCGACCAGGAGGUCGCCGUCCGCGACACCACCUCCGUCCCGUUCUCUGGCCGCGUCACCAUCAAGGGCACAGAACACCAAGGCUACUUCAACGGCUGCCCGCUGCGCGACGUAGAAGUCUGCCUGUAUGACCGGCUGCACGGCAGCCGCACCCUUGGAUGCACAAUCACUGAUGCCCAGGGCUACUACACGGCCGUCGCCGUGCUGGGCUCCUCUGUUGGUGUGCGCAUCACCUUUGGCAACUCAUCCCAUUCGUUUGCGCGCGCAGACUACAGCCCGAAUGCACCAAACGCGCCAUCAGGCUUCUUCAUCGCCACGAGCGCCUCCACGGGCCUUGAGACGCGCGAGGGCUUCUACGACAUUGUCGAUGACAAGAUGUGGGAGAGCAUCGACUUUCAAGAUGUGACCACCGACGUGGUCACAGUUGACGUCGCAGGCGGGCUGUGCAACCGCACGCUGGGUCGCAGCAUCCUGGAGUUCCGCUACGACAGCUGUCCCACGUGGGUGCGCACGGAGCAGACGUCUGAGCGCCUCUCCAAGUGGACGCUCCCGGCGCACAUUAUGACGGUGCGGUUCCAGCGGCUCGUCCGCGACGGUAACGUGCGGGAGGAGAUGACGCGCUACUUCUCCGCCACGCUGGGCACGGCGCGGUCACAGCACGCCGACCUGCGCAACCCGCAGGACAAAAGCGAGGAGAAGAAGAUGGUGCGCUUCGAGUACCACCCGCCCCCCACGCUCACGGUCGCGUUCGUCCCUGUCCUGCCGCACUCGUGCAACUACGCCGACGGCACGCCGUACACCGUGAUGCAGCAGCGCACGCAGACGGUGGCCACCAUCACCGUGAUUGAGGACUUCGGUGCCGGCGUGGAGACGUGCGACAUCGUGCCGGGCGCGCUGGAGAUUGAGAACCAGCUCGGCGAAUCCCCUGUCCGCGCCAAGCAGAUUACUGGCAUCUCAAAGUCUCAGCGCGACCUUCUCACCGCCUGCUAUGACACAUGCAGCAGGGAAGUGCAGCACGAGCAGCGCGUGAAUGGCGAGAACGUGGAGCAGUUCAACGCCCAUGUCGCGCUAACGCUGCUCACCGGCGGCCCAGAGCUCAACGCAGAGGCCGUCGAUCCCGACCACCCGCACACCAAGCUGUUCCGCGUCACCAUGCACAACCUGCCACACGACCCCGUGACCGUCUACGAGAAGGUGGUCGUCGUGGGACAACAGGCGCGUGGUGCAUCUGCGUCAAUUCCCUUUCCCCGCUACAAGCCGCUUCUGGUCGUGCAGGAUCCACCCGGUGGGUUGUCCUCAGCCACGUACUCCAACACGUAUGCCAACUACAAGAUCUCAAGCAGCAGCUAUGAGUCAUAUGGGGGAUUCCAGGUUGCGGCGGAGCUCACGCCGUUCCGCGCGGACGCUGAGCUCGACCUGUGUGUUGGCCUUGGGGCCGCCAACUGCAUCAACCUCGUCAAGACCAAGACAGCGCCGGUCACCAUUCAAGCCGACAACACCAACCUGUGGGGUGGCAAAGACGCUGACGAUAACCGCGACACGGAGCAGGUGUGGUCGUUCAGCAUCGACGUGGCCACGUCUGACGAGCCCAUGCUUGCUGGGGAGCAGUCCGACAUGUUCCUCGUGCCCUCGCUCAACGUCCUCUUCCUGGACACGGACGUCGUCGACUUUGACGCCAGCACAUGCGAAGUCACCAAAUCGCUCAAGACGACCUGGUCCCUGGAAGCGGAGGAGAACAAGGAAGUUAUGACCUGGCUCUCUGUCUUUGAAAUUGAGAACAAGGAGAUCCCAGACUUGAAGCAGCGCCUGAGCGCAACGCAGACCGAGCUUGCCACAGAGGAGGACGAUGAGCUGCGCACUGAGCUGCAGGCAAAGGAGGCGGAGCUGCGCAACGCCCUCGACGCUUGGAACACCACGCUCCACCGCAACAGGGAAGUGCGCAAGAGCGCCGGCGAAGGCUCGCUGAAGAAAGUACAGUCACUGUGGACCGUUGGCGACAGCCUCCAGCAUGCGAACACGGGGCACAUUGAGGAUGGAAUGAAUAAGGGCGUUGCAUUUGCUCCGCAUGAUCUGAUUGAGAAGGCCAAGAACACGGACGGCACCGACACGACCGAGGAGGACUACGAGAAGCUGCGUGCAAUCAAUGCCAUCAAGUUUGCUGGUGGUGGGGCCACCUACAGCUUCGCCUAUGAUACCAGCUUGGACAAGUCUGUGACAGAUGCUUCUACCCAUAAGCACACACUCGAAGGUGGCAUCACGUUCAACCACGAGUUCAGCUUCUCCGGCUUUGGUGCAGAUUUUAGCCUUACCACGUUGGGCUUGGGCGAAUGGGAACUCUCAGAUGAAACCACAGAGGGCUACCAAAAGGAAACAUCAAUUAGCUUCACGCUUGGCGACGCUGAUCCAUUGGACAUCUUCGACGUGGAAGUGUUUCUGCAUCCGGAUUUUGGCACCUUGGUGUUCCACACCACGUCAGGCCAGUCGUCGUGCCCGCAUGAGGAAGGCACACUUGCCUUGGAGAACCCGGGCAUCAGCAUUCUCAAGCAACCAGCUGCACCGGUGUUGCCCAAUGAACCAGCGGUGUUUGAGGUGCUCCUCAAGAACGACGGCCCCGGAUACACAGACCUCAAUCUCUUCAAUCUGAACAGCGAAAACCAAGACGGCCUGACGAUUUUGGUUGACGGCCGAUCGCUCGCGAGCCCGAUUGACUAUGAGGGCUUCCCCGUCGGUGCACGACAUGCCACGAUCAUGAUCACGCGUGGGCCAAGCAAGUACAAGUACAACCCUGUGGCAGUGGGUUGGCGCUCCCUCUGCGAAGCAGACAGGCACCCCGACAACGGCUAUCUCAACGACGAGGUGACAACCGUCGAGUACGUGUAUCUGGAGGCCGAGUUCCUGCAGCCGUGCAGCCCCGUGCAGCUUGUUGGCGAGAUUGGCGAGACGGGCAAGUUUGUCAUCAACAAGGCUCUGGAUGAUCGCAGCAGCCGGCCGGGAGAGCUGCGCCUCGUGGCCUUCAACCCCGAUUUCGCCACCCGCAAGUGGACGGAGGACGAUCGGCUCGAGGGCGUCUAUGUCGAGUACAAGCCAACCGCAUCGCACGUCUGGCUGCAGGCGCGAGACAAGCAGGGCGAGGCCCUUGACAUCAAGAACAUGGAGAACGAGUUUGGCUACGUGACCAUUUGGUGGGACGUGUCCGCCAUCACCAACGGCGACUACGACCUGCGCAUCCGCGCUCAGUGCACCGCUUCCAUCAACGAGGUCCCUGAUGGCAUUGACGAGAACUUGUCCCUUGUGGCGUUGGGCGUGGUGGACCGUGAGGCGCCCGUGGUUCUCGGCUACCCUGAGCCGGCGGAUGGGCAGUACCAGCCCGGCGAUGACAUGGCGGUGGAGUUCGACGAGCCCUUGCAGUGCACCAAACCCCACUUCUUCCGCGUGCUCAUGACGGUGGACGGCCUUGAUCGCGAGUUCAACAACGACAACAUGGUGAUUGUGUGCGAGAACCGCCGCAUCACCAUGUCCCUGCGUCGCGGGUUUGACUGGGACGACAUCAGCGGACGCGCUGCGCGCCUGCAGUUGUCGACAGUGGAGGACCUGAACGGCAACGCCAUCCAGCAGGAUGUUGUGCACGAGUUUCAGUUCGCCACCGUGGAGUCAGCUGCCCUCGCAGCAGAGGUCAGCGGCAUCGAGCUUGCUAUGCCAUUCCAGGAUGCGUUCCUCAGCACACAAACCACCGAGUUUGCGGAGGCGGCCGCUCGGAUUUCAGCCGAUAUUGCCGCUGCAACGGGAGUCGACAGCAGCCGCGUGCGUGUGCGAUCCCUGACGCCGACGAAUCCAUAUGACUUUUCUGCCGGGACGACCGUCAGCCUCUACCUGCUUCCGGAGGACGCAGCGACGCGUCGCCGACGUCGCCGCGAUGGUGACACAAUUCCGUCUCCAACACAGCUAGCAAACCUGCUUGUUGGCUCGGUUCUUCGCAAUGCCACCUCUCUGGAUCCGCAGAACGUCCUCUUCAAUGUUUCCCGCAACGCGCAGGCUGAGGUGGCGGUUGUCACUGACAACAGCUCGCCCAUCACGACGACCGUUCCUCCCACCGUCACAGUUGACACCGGUGCCAGUGGCACCGCAACGAUGACGGAAGUCAACAACAAAGUGUCGUAUGCCAUUCUGGUCUUCGUUCUGGUCGGCAUCGGCCUUCAGCUACUCUUGCUGUUGCGGCCUUUGAAGUCGAAGAAGUACAAGGUGUCAACCGGUGCGCACUACCAGCAAGAUGCGGGCAACGACAUGGGCGCGCGGCCUUCUUUCGAUUUGUCUGCGAGCACUCAACAGACUCAACGGCCAAGUGUGUUCUUUGAGGAACACAUCCCCGCACUGUCGCAAGUGUAA
Messenger RNA from Salpingoeca rosetta, 7014 nucleotides. RefSeq lists its product as uncharacterized. The transcript has 16 exons. Lineage: Eukaryota; Choanoflagellata; Craspedida; Salpingoecidae. The coding region runs from base 1 to 7014 and encodes 2337 amino acids. The record is from RefSeq and is a predicted model, not a curated record. Gene Ontology annotation, molecular function: calcium ion binding.